AUGGCGACGAACAGUGACUUUUCCGACGACGAGUCGCAGCCCGGCUCGCCCGUCCUGGGCGACUCCAACGGCGUCGAAAAUGCCUUUGAAGACCAGGAACCGCUCGACCACGAAGACGAUUCACAGACGCCGCUCAAGUCGGCUCUAAAACAGCCCAGCCAGGAGAAGAAGCCAGAGCUCCCCGAGCAGCCUGACCCGUCGACCCUCGAUCUGAACGUGCUCACGCCGCUGACGCCCGAGAUCAUUGCUCGACAGGCGACUAUCAACAUCGGCACGAUCGGUCACGUCGCUCACGGAAAGUCGACGGUGGUGAAGGCCAUUUCGGGCGUGCAGACUGUCAGGUUCAAGAACGAGCUGGAGAGAAAUAUUACCAUCAAGCUGGGAUAUGCGAACGCAAAGGUUUAUAGGUGUGAUAACCAGGCCUGUCCUAGGCCUACCUGCUACCGAAGCUUCAAGAGUGACAAGGAGGUCGACCCUCCAUGCGAGAGAGAGGGCUGUACCGGCAGAUAUAGACUGCUUCGACAUGUCUCGUUCGUCGACUGCCCUGGGCACGAUAUUCUCAUGAGCACUAUGCUUUCAGGUGCCGCCGUCAUGGACGCAGCCCUUCUCCUCAUUGCUGGUAACGAAACUUGCCCGCAGCCCCAAACCUCCGAGCAUCUGGCUGCCAUCGAGAUCAUGAAGCUCAACCACAUCAUCAUCCUACAAAACAAAGUCGACCUGAUGCGCGAAGACGGCGCUCUGCAGCAUUACCAGUCGAUAUUGAAGUUCAUCCGAGGAACAGUCGCUGAUGGAUCUCCUGUUAUUCCCAUCUCUGCUCAGCUAAAGUAUAACAUCGACGCGGUCAACGAAUAUCUCGUCUCGCACAUUCCAGUUCCAGUGCGAGACUUCCUCGCCCCCCCUCACAUGAUCAUCAUUCGAUCCUUCGACGUGAACAAGCCUGGUUCUGAAAUCGAGGAUCUCAAGGGUGGUGUUGCUGGUGGCAGUAUCCUGACAGGUGUGCUGAAACUCGGUGAUGAGAUUGAGAUUCGACCCGGUAUCGUCACCAAGGAUGAACAAGGAAAGAUCCAGUGCCGUCCUAUUUUCAGCCGCGUCGUAACGCUCCUUGCUGAACAGAAUGAUCUGAAAUUUGCUGUUCCCGGCGGUCUUAUUGGUGUCGGUACCAAGAUCGACCCUACCCUCUGCCGUGCUGAUCGUCUACUUGGUUUCGUCCUCGGCCACCGCGGUCGUCUCCCUGCUAUCUACAGUGAGAUCGAAGUCAACUACUUCCUUCUCCGUCGUCUGUUGGGUGUCAAGACCGCCGAUGGCAAGCAGGCCAAGGUUGCUAAGCUCGCGAAGAAUGAAGUGCUCAUGGUGAACAUUGGUUCGACCGCUACCGGUGCAAAGGUCAUGGGUGUCAAGGCAGAUGCUGCCAAGUUGAGCUUGACCAGUCCUGCCUGUACUGAGGUCGGAGAGAAGAUUGCCCUCAGUCGAAGAAUCGAUAAGCAUUGGCGUUUGAUCGGCUGGGCCAACAUCGUUGCUGGUAACACGCUGGAGCCGAUCUCUAACUGA
Arthroderma uncinatum is the source of this 1548-nucleotide messenger RNA. Its product is annotated as eukaryotic translation initiation factor 2 subunit gamma. The transcript is spliced from 3 exons. The record is from RefSeq and is a predicted model, not a curated record. Gene Ontology annotation, molecular function: translation initiation factor activity; tRNA binding; GTPase activity. Gene Ontology annotation, biological process: positive regulation of translational fidelity; formation of translation preinitiation complex. Gene Ontology annotation, cellular component: eukaryotic translation initiation factor 2 complex; cytosol. Lineage: Eukaryota; Fungi; Ascomycota; Eurotiomycetes; Onygenales; Arthrodermataceae. Bases 1 to 1548 code for a protein of 515 amino acids.